AUGUCUGAAGCGAAGAUCAGCCAUGAUAGCGGAAUAAAGCUGGUUUCGCCCGUGGCAGAUAUCAAACAUGAAGACGAUUCGAAAAACGGCUUGAAAUGGUCAGUCGACAGCAGAAAAUCGAAAUUUGAUAGCAAUUUUCAGGACGUGGAAAGUGUCGACCGAAGUUUCUUGGAAUGAGAUCACGAAAAAAUUGGACAAUUAUGUGUACAUGUCGUGGGCGUUCAACUGGGACGAGCUCCGCAAUGAGAAGGGCGUCGAGGGUCUGAAGGGAAUCAUCUCCGUCAAAGCGUUCGACAUAAUGCCGAACUACCUGUUCACUCGAGAUUUCGACGUUGUGCUCACGCGUUCUGGCGCCUGGCUCCAUAGACGAUUCCACACAGUCGAAGGGUCUCACACUCCCGGCUAUUGCUUCCGGUUCAACCACAGUUUCACUUUUGAGCCAUUUCUAAAAUCGGACAAUUCGCUCGUCUUCGAGAACAUUUUCGCGCCGUCCGAGUUCUCCGACGUGGCUCUGCUCAUUGAAGGACAGAAAAUACAUGUGAACAAAGCGGUUUCUUGUUUCGAUGAAAUUUAAAUAAUUUCUCAAAUUUCAGAUGCUCUCCAUUCACUCCAGCUUCUUCCGCGCUCUUUUCAAUUCGGAUUUCAAAGAAAAGUCGAUUACCGAGAUUCCGAUUGAAGACGUGGCGUACGAGGAAUUCGCAACACUUUUGAGCCUGAUCUACCCGAUUCCCGUCAUGCCAAAUCGUACGAUUUCUUACAGAAUUUGAAAAAGGGGCAUGGGCUUAGCUGAUACGCGAUUCUUUUCGAGACGUUUUUGCCAUAUUUAGAAAUAGCCAUUCGGCGCCGAAAUUCCGAAACUGUCAUACCGGUGUUUUGGGGCUAUUCAGCCUAUGUUUGUUUUCCGUUUUUUUUGUUUUUUUAACAUCGAUGAAUUGGAUUUUUUGACAUAAAAAAACGGAAAACAAUCUUUUUUUUUCACAGCCUGGAAAACCCCAUUUCCUUUUUUUGCGAUGAAUAAAUGAAAUGUGAAGACAAAGACGGUGUCGUAAAUGAUUGAGCGACAGCAAAAAUUAUAGAGAAUUAAGCAUUUUCAGCACAACACGCUUUUUCAAUAGUUCCAAUAUUUUUCAGCAGACAAUGUUGCCGAUCUUCUCAAGCUCUCCGAUCGUUUCACGAUGGCAUCGGUGCGAAAGAUCGCGGAACCAAUGCUCUCGGCAACCGAGCACGUCAAGUUUUGCGAAAUGUUUUCGUUGGCGGACAAGUACGGAAUGGAGACGCUUGUGAAGCAGUGCACGGACUAUCUGAAGAGCCACGACGAGAUUAAGGAACUCUCGAAAAGCUCGCACUUCAAAGAGCUCUCCGAUGCGACCAAACUCUUGAUUUUCGAGCGUUCCCUGUCGUUUUAA
Caenorhabditis sp. 36 PRJEB53466 is the source of this 1406-nucleotide messenger RNA. NCBI's taxonomy places the organism in Eukaryota, Metazoa, Nematoda, Chromadorea, Rhabditida, Rhabditidae. The record is from the annotation of a GenBank genome assembly.